Molecule: messenger RNA, 522 nt
Organism: Psilocybe cubensis
Lineage: Eukaryota; Fungi; Basidiomycota; Agaricomycetes; Agaricales; Agrocybaceae
Exons: 5
Coding region: 1-522 (173 amino acids)
Biological process (GO): small GTPase-mediated signal transduction
Molecular function (GO): GTP binding; GTPase activity
Source: RefSeq, a predicted model, not a curated record
AUGCGCGAGGGGAUUGCCUUGAUGUUCUUCCUUCUUGGCCCUCUUGGAGGUUUGAGCAUAUUUGAUGGUUACUGUGCCAGACGCAUAAUCGAUGGCAAUGAAUACAGCGUAUCAUUGUUUGAUACUGCAGGCGGGGAUGAAUACGACCGCCUCCGCCCACUCGCUUACCCACAGACUGACAUUUUUGUAAUGUGUUUCUCUGUUGUCGAUCGGACGAGCUAUGAAAAUAUCAGUUUGAAGUGGGCCCCUGAGAUUGAACAUCACAAUCCAUCUGUACCCAUUCUUCUCGUUGGAACAAAGGUCGAUUUACGAAAUGAUUCUAUGCGAGACAGACAUAAUUCCAUACUGGAACACCAUCAUGGGAUGACGAUGUGUAAGGACAUCGGCGCUGCAUACUAUGUUGAAUGCUCUUCAUACACCGGAUGCGGUGUCAAAAGUGUCUUUGAAGAGGCCAUGAGGCUAGCAGCAAAUCCUCCUCCUAAACUCGUACCAGCUAGACGUAGAAAGUGUGUUGUUACAUAA